Dictyostelium discoideum AX4 is the source of this 861-nucleotide messenger RNA. RefSeq lists its product as hypothetical. NCBI's taxonomy places the organism in Eukaryota, Evosea, Eumycetozoa, Dictyosteliales, Dictyosteliaceae. Bases 1 to 861 code for a protein of 286 amino acids. The transcript has 7 exons. The record is from RefSeq and is a predicted model, not a curated record.
AUGCAAAAUAAUCCAAACAGAAAUAAAAUAGAUAUUUUUUCAUUUAACUUUUCAAUUUUGUUUUUUUUUUUUUUUUUUUUUAAAUUUUAUCUCAAAAAAUUGAUUUUUUCACUUAUUUAUGGCAAAGGGGCAGUUAAACGUCUAACGAAAAAGAUUUGGAAAUUUAUUUUUUUUUUAAUUUUUUUUUUUUUAAUUUGUUUUUUUUCAAUUUUUUUUUUCGAGUUUUUUAAUCUCACAACUCUAAUAUAUAUAUAUAAUAAAAUGAAUAAGUUAACAAUUUUAUUCUUAAUUUUGGCUUUAAUUUCAGUCAUUUAUGCUCAACACAAAUAUUUCGGUGUUAACAUUUAUUUAAAUAAUGUCCCAUCAUCAUCUGAAGAUUCAUCAUCAAAUGAUUCAAAUAGCCAAGUAACUGGUUCACAAUCAUACUCUGGUUCACAAUCCGAUUCAAACUCAGGAUCAGAAUCCCACACAAUUAACACCGGUUCAUCAUAUUCUGGUUCUGGUUCUGGUUCAAGUGGUAUUUCAGGCGGUUCUGGUUCAGGUUCAGGUUCAGGUUCAGGCUCAGGUAGCGGUUCAGGUUCAGGUUCAGGUGCUGUCAGUGGUUCACAAUCAGGUUCAGGUGCUGUCAGUGGUUCACAAUCAGGUUCAGGUGCUGUUAGUGGUUCACAAUCUGGUGUCCAAACUGGUUCACAAUCAGGUGCUGGUAGUGCUUCAGGUGCUUUCACUGGUAACCCAUCUGGUUCUCAAUCUCAAGAAAUUAAUACUGGUUCAUCAUACAGUGGUAGUGGUAGUGGUGCCCCAACUGGUGCCGCUACUGGUUCAGGUUCAGGUUCAGGUUCAUCAGGAACAGUUUACUAUUAA